Molecule: messenger RNA, 1470 nt
Organism: Penicillium cosmopolitanum
Lineage: Eukaryota; Fungi; Ascomycota; Eurotiomycetes; Eurotiales; Aspergillaceae
Product: flavin-containing monooxygenase
Exons: 1
Coding region: 1-1470 (489 amino acids)
Molecular function (GO): N,N-dimethylaniline monooxygenase activity; NADP binding; flavin adenine dinucleotide binding
Source: RefSeq, a predicted model, not a curated record
AUGGACGGUUCCGAUUUGCAUCCAAAACUUGACUUCGAUGUCAUCAUUAUUGGUGCGGGAAUAUCGGGACUUAACACUGCGUAUCGCAUCCAACACGAACUCCCAAAUGAUAGUUAUGCAAUUUUGGAGGGUCGGAAUUCCAUGGGAGGAACUUGGGAUCUUUUCCGAUACCCAGGUAUCCGAUCGGACUCGGACCUCUUCACCUUUGGCUUCUCGUGGUAUCCGUGGACCUCUCCAAACCCAAUUGCAGAAGCAUCAGCCAUUAAGGACUACAUGACGGAUGCCGCUGUCCGAUUCGGCAUUGACCAGAAAAUCCUUUAUCAACACAAAGUCAAUGUGGUUCACUGGUCCGGAACCAAACACAGGUGGUUUCUUGAUAUUAGCCACCUUGACAAGUCGAAAACAUUUACCGCGCGUUUCAUUGUAUUUGGUACAGGGUAUUAUGAUUAUCGACAGCCUUUACAUGCGGAAAUCUCAGGCGUGGAAAAAUUCAAGGGCAUGCUAGUCCACCCUCAAUUUUGGCCGCAAGAUCUCGAUUGCGAGAACAAGCGUGUUGUUGUCAUCGGCAGUGGCGCGACGGCAAUAACAAUUGUCCCAAAACUAGCGGAAACGGCAGGGAAAGUGACAUUGCUACAGCGUAGCCCUUCAUAUAUCAUGUCAAUUCCCAAUCGCACUAGCCAAAAGAAGAAUUUCUUGAUGCGAUUGAUUCCCAACGCCGCCUCUUUAAAGCUUACACGCUUCCUUAAGCUUCUCACCUCUCGAAUCUUUUUCCUUUUUUGUCGCGCUUUUCCCGGCGUGGCCGAGCGAAUGCUCCGUCGUGGUACCAUACGACAGUUACCAGCAGACAUUCCGUACAAUCCCCACUUCAAACCAAGGUAUAAACCUUGGGAUCAAAGGUUGUGUGUUUGUCCUAACGGGGAUUUUUACAAGAGCCUGCACACUGGGAAAGUGGAGAUCAAGACGGACACAAUCAAACAAGUCACAGAGUCUGGUAUUGAACUGAGCUCCGGAGAAGUCUUACAUGCGGACAUAAUCAUCACCGCGACAGGGCUCAAGUUACAAUUCGCUGGUGGAAUUCCGAUAUUUAUUGACGGCAAAAACUACCACCUCCACGACAAAUUCAUGUGGAAAGGAAUGAUGAUGGAGGACCUUCCUAAUGCCGCCCUCGUGAUAGGAUACACAAAUAUUUCUUGGACAUUAGGUGCUGAUGUGACUGGUAUAUUUGUAUGCCGUCUCCUGAAGCAUCUACAGAGAAAGAAAUAUUCAACUGUCAUUCCACGAGUGCCAGAAACGAUGCAUUUGAAACCGCAGAAGAUGCUUGAUUUGAAUUCGACCUACAUCUCCAAGGCUGAGAAUGACCUGCCCAGAACGGCUAAUACUGGGCCAUGGCAGCCUAGAAAGAACUACUUUUGGGACCUUAUCAGCGCAAAGUAUGGCCGGAUAGAAGAAUCAUUAGAGCUCAUACCUUGA